AAUCACAUUCACAUAACCAUUUCUACUGUUAUUUUUCAUAUAAAUAGACAGUGAAUAAUGAACUAGGCGGCUAUCUGAUCUGAAUUAUUUCACAAUAAUUUUCUUUUGAAGUACGGUAUGUAUUGAUUGUUACACUGAACCAUGGACUGACUGCGUUUUUUCACCACGUUUAGAAUGCACAGAUCAACACGUUGGUCACUGGAUUGAUGUUAGUUGUUCCAAUAAGUUAGGCAAUGAGUCCUGCAGUGUAGGCAUUGUAUAAACGUUUGUGAAUGCAUUAUCUGAUCGUUCAAUAUCGAAUAUCAGUGGAGUUGCAGAUACAAAGAUAUCGUUUUAUAUGUGAUUACAAGGAAUUAGCGUGUUGAAACAUCAGAAAUCAGUUGGAUUCAGUCAAAAAAUCUGUCAGUUCCAUUGAGUAAAAUUGAAUGACGCCUAUUGAAUGAGUUAUAUUCAAAAUAAAAUGACGUUUAAAAGUAUGCAGGAAUUUUUCAAAUAGCUUAAAUCAUAUAUACUCACUUCCUCACCUAGUGAUAAUGAAAUUUUCCAGAUGCUCACGUACCGUUUGAGAGCCGAUGUUACUGCACACUGAAUUUAGCGAGCUGAAAUACAAUCUCAACAGCAAUUGGCUGAAUGUUGAGUGCUCAGCCAUCCCUAUAUCACAUACAUAUCAAAAACAGAACACAAAUCAGACCUAUUUAUAUCACAUUAUUCAAAUGCUUUCGAAUCAUUCUACACACCGAACAGCAGUUCAUCUUUCUUUCAGGAUGGUACUAACUGACAACGACUCAAACAAAUCAUCUUUCCGUAAAUCUGAGGAGACUUUAUAUGCAACAAAUGAAGAGUCAUUUGUGAUAAACUGUGAUCAGAAAAUACAGAAAAAUUUCGUCAACAUUUCGAAAUAUGACAAACGUGUGAUUGUGUUCUCUAUCAUACUCAUUAUAAUUGCAAUAAUCAUCGUUAUAGCCCCACACUUCUUUGGGUCGUACGACUUGAAUCCUGUUGUUCACUUUAUAAUGACUAUGGUAUUUUGCGUGUUAGCCAUAGCCAGUGGAUAUCUUAUCGUAAUUUCUACAUAUUUCAGAGAAAAACUGAUUACUGCUUUAAUUACUCUUCUCAUUUAUGGAAUAUGUUGCUCUAUUUGUCUGUCCAUUUUCUUUACCAGUGCUACACUUGUGGAUGUUAUUCUGGGUUGGGUUGCAGCUGUUGUCAUAUGUGCAUGUGGAGUAUUUUUAGGGGCAAUGAUAAAGAAAGAUUUGAUUAAGAAAUUCGACGCCUUCCUGUUAGUGUGUGUUGUGAUUUUUGUUCUGACAGGCAUUGCCAUGGGAGUACUAAUUGCUUUCAAAAAAGUCAUGGUUGCUGUUAUCAUCGCUGGAAUAGGAAUGUUUAUAGAAGCGUUUCUGGUGUCAGUUAUGGUUGGACAAUUGAUCUUCAAAUCUGGUCACUUGCAUAUUCGUGAUGAUUGGUCUAUGGGUGUACUGGGCAUGUUUUCACUAGUUAUCACAGUGUUUGUAAUAGCAGAGGUGGCCAUCUACUGUUUCAGAAUCAUGAUGUAAUUUACGUAACGGAAGAAUUCUUUAAGCAAUUGUGUUUAUUACAGUUAACCAGUGAAUAGAUAAAUCAUCUAUGGAAUUCAUAACAGCUUGUGUUCUUCAUUUUCUUAUUCUUUAUCAAUAACAUACAUUGCAGUGUGGAUUCCUUCUAUGCCCCAACUUAAACAGCCUUCAUAAUCUUCAGGAAUGAUUCGAUCACUGGGGUUAUUUAUAUUUUGAUGUAUGUUGACGAUAGCCUUGUAAUAUGUAACCACGAUAAAGACGUUUGACCAGUUUAUGAAGAAAAAUUAC
Messenger RNA from Trichobilharzia szidati, 1841 nucleotides. NCBI's taxonomy places the organism in Eukaryota, Metazoa, Platyhelminthes, Trematoda, Strigeidida, Schistosomatidae. The record is from the annotation of a GenBank genome assembly.